CCGGCGACGUCACAGUGGGCCGGUUGAGCCUUCCUUCGUUCGAUUCAGGCAGGCUCUCUAUUCAUUUUACAUGUAGCAAGCAGGGUUGCGGGCAGUUCAGACAUGGGAAGUGAGCAUUACUGCCUGAGGUGGAACAAUCAUCAGAGCAACUUGCUGGGUGUGUUCAGUCAACUACUGGAGUCCGAAUCGUUGGUGGACGUGACGCUGGCGUGCACGGAGGGACCGUCAAUACGUGCGCACAAGGUUGUCCUCUCCGCGUGCUCCAGCUAUUUUCAAGCCUUGUUUCUUGACCACCCGAAUCGCCACCCCAUCGUCAUUCUCAAGGACGUCCGUUUCUCCGAACUGCGUACCCUCGUUGACUUCAUGUACAAGGGUGAAGUCAACGUCGAGUAUUGCCAGCUCUCGGCCCUUCUCAAAACCGCUGAGAGCCUCAAAGUCAAGGGACUCGCAGACAUGACCAAUAUCAACGCUGCAGUUGCGUCUAGAGAUGAUCAACAACAGCAACAACAACAGCAGCAGCAUCUAAGUCCGGACAGUCUCAGAGAAAUGAGGGGAGAGACGCGAGAAAGAGACAAGGACAGAGACAAGGACCGCGAUAAAGAGACCCCCAAAGAAUCUGACCAGCAACAGCCACAGACGAGGGAUCAGAGAGACCGAGACCGAGAUCGAGAAAGAGAGCGAGAACGAGAACGGGAACGAGAACGUGAGCGCGAACGGGAACGGGAGCAACAACAACCUGUUUCUCAAGUAACCAAUAAUAGUGAUAGCACGGAAGCCGUUGACAUGACUGAGUGUCCGGCCUCUCCAGUCAGAGCGAGUAGUCCUUGUCCAGGUCCUCUUGCGCUAGACCGGCCGCGGAGGGACUCCGAAGACGCUGUUAGUUUAGAAGAAACGAGAGGAUCUCUUAGUCCUAUUUCCGUGCACAGUGGACCCAGCGAUAUGAGUAUAAGUAAUAAUAAUAAUACUGGCACGCCCAGUGGUUUGCCAUUAAAUCUACCACAGAGUCGACUUCCGUCCCCACACAGUACAGAACCUCUUGCAGGACCGUCAGGAUUACCUCCGGUUCAACAAGUACCACUUUCCUUGAAAAAAGAGGUGGACUGGGAAAGGUCGACUGAAGAGCGUUGUGCAAGCAGCGAAAUGUCUGCAGAUUAUAGACUCCCACCAGAUCCGGUGAGUCUUUAUUCGAUGUCAUUGGCCCUAGGUCUGGAAGCAGGUGGCUGGGGCGCACUAGUGGAACGUAGUUCUAGUGGCAGCUUGAGCCCACUUUUACCCCACGGUUCGGGUGGAUUCGCCGCUGGACUAGCGUCUUUAGCACGUCGAUGCGGUGUCUGCUUAGCGACCUUUCCAUCAGCCUGGCUGCUCGAGCGUCACGCAUUGCUUCAGCACGCCGGCCAGCCAAAUGACGACAAGCCCUUCACCUGUGAGCAGUGUGGGCAACGAUAUCGCUACCGUUCGGCCUACGUGAAACAUCGGGAGCAAAACCACCGAGCACGUUUGCCCGCCGACAAACUCUUCACAUGUGAUGUUUGCGGGAUGCAAUUCAGGUAUCUUAAGUCUUUUAAGAAACACAGGUUGAAUCACGCGUUGGAGAGACUUCAGCGAAUCCCGGAGCAUCAUCGAGGCAGUAUUUCUUCAAUAACAUCAACCGCCGCGGCUGAGAGAAGUGACCAGGUAUCGAGUACUGGUGAACCAGUCCAGCCCGAAACGGGAAGUGACGUCGCGAGUUCUAUGGACGACCGUGACGAACCGCGUGAUAGUUUAGAUAAUAAUCGAGACGGUGUCAAUACUAAAGAAGAAGCUACAUCUGAAACUGCUAGUGUUCAGGGGCAAGAUAGCACUGAAACAUCAUCGCUAGCCAGCGGUACCCGCGGAAGAGGAGUCGAAGUCGACGCAGCGGAUGAAGGUAAUGUACAUCAAACGACACAGGAUGAUGAUCGUCAUGAGUCUACUACUGAGCGAGUUAUUGCGGAAAUAGUACGAAAUCAUGAUUCAGAUAGACGUGAAAGACGUUUCGCUUGUCCAUUCUGCGGUAAAUGUGUACGGUCUAAAGAAAAUCUAAAGCUACAUGUCCGUAAGCACACGGGUGAACGACCGUUCGUUUGUCUGUUUUGUGGCAGGGCUUUUGGGGGUAAAAGCGAUCUUACGCGACAUCUGCGUAUACAUACGGGUGAACGACCUUAUCAUUGCGAAAUGUGCGGCAAAUGUUUUGCACGGGCUGAUUAUCUAUCCAAGCAUCUUACUACGCACAUUCAUCAACGCUAAUUUUUUAUUUUUUUUAUUUUGUUAGAAUUGGGUAGAAAGAGUUUUUCGGUGGGAAAAGCAGAUGAUCUUCCGUACGCGCUAAUAUACAUAUAUAUUUAUACAUAUAUUUGUUUGAUAUUUUUUUAAUUUCAAAUUACCACCAUUAUUUUAAGAUGAAUUUUAUUUUUUUCUACAAUAUCGUUUUUAAUUCGGGGUGUUGGAAAAAAUUUAAUUAUUUUAUUUCAAAUUUUAAAUCUAUAAAAACGCAAUACCAGUUUAAAUCAAGUGAAACUGAAAAUAUUUUAUUUGUUAAACAAAAAAUAGUCGGACAUUUUUUCCAACACUGGGAAUUAAAAAAGUCAAUGGUGCUAUUUUAUUAAAGAAAAUUAAUUUUUUAAAAAGAUUUUCAAGUGAAGCAGAGACUAAAAGUUUUUUUUAAAAAUAAAAUGCCAUCCUUUAAAAAAUCCAGCCAGUGACCCACUACGAUGUGUCAAUUACCAAAGAAAACGGGCUAUUAGCAAAUAUCCUUUGAAAAAAAUAAAGAUCGCUAGUAAAUUUCAUAAGGACACUAAAAUAAAUAAAUAAAUUACUUAAUAAGAUUGAUGAUUGAUAAGUAUGUAAUAAAGAAAGAAAAAAUGAUAAAUAGACGCGUAUGUAUAAUAUAUUAGACCGAUAAAAAAUAAUAUGUUAUGACUAGUGAGACAUAAUUUGUGAUAAGGACUGAAAUACCAAAGAAUGCGCGGGAAAGUUAAGAAUUUUCAAUGAUGCUAACAAAAUAAUUAAAUAAUUAACCUAUCUAUCGUUUUUUCGUUCCAUUGCGAAUUUUAUUCGUCAUUUACGAGUGAUAUAUAUGUUAUAUAUAUACCAUAUAUGAAUAUAUAAUUAAUAAUUAAUAAUUAAUAAUGAGUUUAACUGAAUGACAGGAAGAAAUAAAAAAUACUUAAAA
Molecule: messenger RNA, 3190 nt
Organism: Microplitis demolitor
Lineage: Eukaryota; Metazoa; Arthropoda; Insecta; Hymenoptera; Braconidae
Product: zinc finger protein 629
Exons: 4
Coding region: 103-2265 (720 amino acids)
Biological process (GO): regulation of transcription by RNA polymerase II
Cellular component (GO): nucleus
Molecular function (GO): protein binding
Source: RefSeq, a predicted model, not a curated record